This is a messenger RNA of Olea europaea var. sylvestris, 1907 nucleotides long. RefSeq names its product 2-methyl-6-phytyl-1,4-hydroquinone methyltransferase, chloroplastic. The record is from RefSeq and is a predicted model, not a curated record. Gene Ontology annotation, molecular function: 2-methyl-6-phytyl-1,4-benzoquinone methyltransferase activity. Gene Ontology annotation, biological process: methylation. The transcript is spliced from 2 exons. NCBI's taxonomy places the organism in Eukaryota, Viridiplantae, Streptophyta, Magnoliopsida, Lamiales, Oleaceae. Bases 159 to 1055 code for a protein of 298 amino acids.
UCUCCCCCCUCGCCCCCGGCAACACACACCCGUAUACAGAGAGUGCAAAAUUAUCCAGAUAUUGUGCACUUGGGUUUUGCUCAAAUCCUUCAAAUUUAACGGAGUAGCCUCAAAGAUUUCACCUUUUUGUUUGUGGUUUCUUGCUAUUUCUUGAUUUCAUGGCUUCUCCUUUGCUCAAUGGAGCCAUAAAUCCCACACUCACUCGAGGAAUUGCUCAAACCCCAAAUGGGCUAGGUUUUCUUGGCUCAGAUUUUAAUGGAAAGCAUUUUCCCAAGUUGAAUUCUGGUUCUUGUGUCAAAAUUUCAAGUACCCACAAGAGAAAAAUCCUUGUAUCCCCAAAUUGCAGUGUUUCAGCAUCUAGGCCAUCCUCUCAGCCAAGAUUCAUACAGCAUAAGAAAGAGGCGUUUUGGUUCUACAGGUUUCUAUCAAUUGUGUAUGAUCAUGUUAUAAACCCUGGGCAUUGGACUGAGGAUAUGAGGGAUGAUGCACUUGAGCCAGCUGAACUCAAUAAUAGGAAUUUGACAGUGUUGGAUGUUGGUGGAGGUACAGGGUUUACCACUUUGGGUAUAGUGAAACAUGUGGAUGCUAAGAAUGUUACAAUUCUUGAUCAGUCUCCUCAUCAGCUAGCCAAGGCUAAGAAGAAGGAGCCCUUGAAGGAAUGCAAGAUAAUUGAGGGUGAUGCUGAGGACCUCCCUUUCAAAACUGAUUGUGCUGAUAGAUAUAUAUCUGCUGGGAGUAUUGAGUACUGGCCAGACCCACAGCGUGGCAUCAGGGAAGCAUAUCGAGUUUUAAGGCUCGGAGGGAAGGCUUGCAUAAUUGGUCCUGUAUAUCCAACAUUUUGGUUAUCUCGCUUCUUUGCUGAUGUGUGGAUGCUCUUCCCGAAGGAGGAAGAGUACAUUGAGUGGUUUGAAAAGGCUGGAUUCAAGGAUGUUCAACUGAAGAGGAUUGGUCCAAAAUGGUAUCGUGGGGUUCGUAGACAUGGGCUGAUUAUGGGAUGCUCGGUUACAGGUGUAAAACCUGCAUCUGGGGACUCACCUUUGCAGGUAGUUUUCUAAAUGUAAUUCUUUGACUCUUUCAAACGUAACACUUUCAUGACUCGUUUGGUAAGGUGGAUCUUACAACAUUGAAUGACAAAAGGAAAAAGGCUAAGAUAUUGUCCUUUACAAUCUACAAUCCCUGUAUACCAAACAUGCCCACAUGCUCAAUUUGUUUUACUUCCUGGCUGUCACCCUGAUUCUCUUGCUUCAGUUAAACUAUCUUCAUUGGUCGUAUUCUAUUUAAACCUUGUGAAGACAGCUCAAUUCUUGUUAUAGUUAAUGCAUGUCUAUCUACACCUUUAUGAAAACUGUGUAGAAAUUGCUGUCAUAUUCCAAAUACCUGCAGCAAGGGUAUGCACCAUCGCAAAAUCACAAAGCAGUCAUAAUUUUUCUCCUACUCUAAUCAACUCGUCUUCAUUGCUCUCCCAGAAAAACGUCGUGCAUGUAUCUCAGUCUUUCUCUGAUUCCAAGUUGAAUUUAACUCUCCUCGUGCUUUCUUGAAUAGAGAAGAGAUGUCUAGAUAUUCACCCAACACUGAAGUGAUACUUUUGGCAUUCGACUAGACACUACGAGGCAGAAAAAGAAAUUAAAACCUUCUUGUGGCAGCAUAAACUUCGUAUUGGUUGCUUCAGACUCUAGAAUGAGAAGAUAAUGAUCUCUACCUGACUAAAUUUUGAUCUGUCAACCUUGAUUCUCCUGCAUACCCUUUUUGUCUCAUCGCCCCCUAUCCCUACUCCUCUUUGUGUGAGAUAUGCAAGGAAGGAGCAUUUGCUAAAUGUGCGCUCACUCUUGAUAAUAAUCCAGCAACCAAUUUUGCGUAUCAUUUGUUAAUAUCUUGCUUAGUUAAGUUUAGAGAAUUUCGAUUUUUUA